AUGGAGCCUGCGAAGUUGGAUCCAGCUGCUGCUGAGCGCCUUAGAAAGCUGCAGUUGGCGGAUCUGGGUACUGCUAGACGAGAGCACAUUUCAACCACGGACGGCAGGAAGGUCAAGGAAAUCCAUCCCGCCCAUAUUGAAGCGACUAGAAUGACAAACCUGGUUGGAUCUGAGGCACAGAAGGCGGCUCAGGUGAAUAAGGCGCGUCUCGCUGGUUGGGCAAAUGUGUACAAAGAGAUCGGGGACACAGAGGACUUGGAGCACCUUGACAAUCUACUGGAUGGCCAAAGUCACCGUGCGCGCUUGGGUGCCUUGAUAUUCGCAAGUGGUGGUCAAGCCUACACAAAGUCUGCCACCAGAAAGGACAACUUUCUCAAAGUUGCGGAGUCGGAUUACAGCAGAAGAAAUGGGAAACGGGCAUAUUCUGCAGGCCGUGGCGGUGGUGUCAUGGGCACAAGAGACCGCAAGCCAACUACGCCUUCACCUAACACUGCUUCGGUUAGAACCUCCAAGCAGGGAGCGGUAAUGAAAAUAGGUCGCCAUGUUGUUGAAGCUCCUGGUCGCUCACGGUUGGAUCCUGCGCUCGAUUCUAACAACGAACCCAAUAAGAAGAGUCGGGACGAGCUUAAGGCUCGAAGCCAACCCGGCGAUGGAGGAGAGAAAACAAAUAUCAGGACUAGACGUCCGAUUGUUGGUGAUUAUGCCCGCAUUCUUAGCCCUCCUGAAAGCUUCCUUGCUAUAGCCCGUAGCAUGAUCAACACUGAAACUUCUGAUGAUACUCCUGCUCCAGGCCCCCAAACGCCUGAAACUAGGCCCGCUGGUCCGCCGAAGAAACCUAACCCGCCUACCGAGGAUGAUCGAGUUACUUCUGAGAGGGGGCCGGAUACCCCAAAGAUCGCUAAGAGAGUUGUUGUUCAGCCGAAAGAGGCUCCGAAGACUCCUCCGUUUUACAGUCCAGCCGCAAAAGCACAAAUCUCUGCUACGACAACCAACACGGCUGUGAAAGCCACGACGUCGAAAGCGAAUAUUCCUACAGCUCCUGUGAGCACGUCCACCAUACCCUCGAAAGUGAAGGCUUCUACUGCUUCUAAUUCGGCAAUUAACACGCCCGUGAAAGCUACGACUUUGAAAGCAAACAUUCCCGCUGCUUCUGCUUCGCCAAUGAGUUCGCCAACGAAAGGCAUGCCCUCGAAAGCGAACGCUUCUGCUGCUCCUACCUCACCAAUAAGCAUGCGCACUAUCCCAAAAACAAGCGUCACUGCUACUUCAGCAGACACGCCAACCAAAGGCACGGCCCCGAAGGCCAACGUUCCUGCGGCUUCUGCCCGGUCAGCAAGAACGCCUACAGCCCCGAAAUCAAACAUUCAUUCUGUUUCUAGCUCGCCAGCGAACUUGCAAUCAAACGUCCCUGCUAUUUCUGUCUCGUCAGCAAAAACACCCGUUCAAAGUACAUCCUCAAAAGCGAACGAUGCUGCUACUCCCAUCUUGUCAGCAAGCACAGACGCGAAAGGCACAGCCCCGAAAGCCUACGUCUCUGCUGCUUCUGCAUCUCCAGCCAGCGAGCAUAGAGACCCUAAGCCAACGAGCUCAGUUCAUCCUGAAAAGUCUUCUGCUCCUGGCUUGAUAAGCAAGCAGAUCGCCAAUGCAGUGUCACAUACCGCAAAUAAACCAAUUGGUCAGUUGCAGCCAUCGGCGUCUCAGGAUGUUACGGCUACCAAGAUAGAGCGUGAACCUGUUAAGGCCAAUGUCGAAAGAACCGAAGAGUUAUUGCUCGAUUUCGGGACAACGCCACCUGAUUCAAGCCAACUGAGCGGUUUCAUGGCGAGUCCUGCAAUCCAGGAUCUAGAAGGAAUUGACUUUAAACAUACCUCUGACUCCGUUGCUGCACAUGGGUCUACUACCCUUAACUCUACAGAAAGCCCUGAGCAGCAGUCCAACGGACCAAGUAUUGCUGAUUAUCAACGCGAGAUUUCACUUCUCAGUGCCUUGCUGGAGAGCACCACUCUUGGAGACCUUGGAGUUGAAUUCCGCGAAAGAUUGAAGCAGUGCAAGAAAGAACUUGAAGAACUUUGCCAAGCUCAGCGAAGCGGGAGUUCAAUUGUGAACACGCCUGUCAAGCAUGAAAGGAUCUCGUCGACCUCUCCACUUGACAGCGCCAGUGUACGACUCAGACAGGCAGUUACUGCACCUCCAUUUUACCCACGCGUCAGCAGUUUCAGUGGAUAUCGCUCUCCGACAAACAGCAUCUCAAGCGAUUCAACGGCACCACCCUCAACACCUGUUCCAACCCGCCAUGUAGCAAUGCCGAUCCGGGCUCCACCUUCCGCAGCUGAGCCGGAAUCGACCUUUGAUCACAUCUUUGGUGACCAUUUGCUCCCUGGUAGACGUUCACGUACCCCAUCCUCGCUGAGAGAAGUUUCGUCAACGUCACGUACUUCUUCUGAUGAACCUAAUAUGGCGGAAGUAAGCUUCUCAAUCCCACCUCACGAAACGGGCCUGAGGAACGUGAAUAUUCCGGUUUUCGAGAAUAACAAAAGAAUCGAAUUAUCCACUCAGCCGGAGGCGUCCAACCAUUUUCCUUUGCUGCAGACCAUUGAGUCUAAAAGUCCAGAUCCUUCCGCAUCGCCUGCUUCAGGCACACUAGAAGUGCCAGAAAACCGAUCCACCCCUCAUGUCGGCAGCAGUAUGCAGAAGACCGAGCCCGCCGUGAGCUCCUUGACACAGUCCAUACAUGCUGUCGAGCCACCUGCGAAGACGCAUGCACGGAGCGCCUCUUCGCAGAAGACUGAGCCUGUUAUUGGUUGUGUUACCUCUGCUGCUCGAGAAUCCUCGGUGCCAUCGCAACAUCCGCCCAUCACCACGAUCUCCAAGGAUGUGAAACAGCCAGAAUGGAAGUUUACUUCAAUAACCCAGUCCAUUCACGCUGCUCCGAAGGAAUCGACAGACCAACCCGCCCGAGUAAGUAAUUCGUUGGGCCAAUCUGUUCAUGCUCACCCUCAAGUGGUGCCAGCAACACAACCCGUUCCAGUUGGCCCCAAGACUGUUUCGAAAGUAAGCUCAACGCUGGAUGGCCUCAUGAGCUCGAGAUACGCAUCGUAA
This is a messenger RNA of Aspergillus chevalieri, 3099 nucleotides long. RefSeq lists its product as uncharacterized. NCBI's taxonomy places the organism in Eukaryota, Fungi, Ascomycota, Eurotiomycetes, Eurotiales, Aspergillaceae. The coding region runs from base 1 to 3099 and encodes 1032 amino acids. The transcript has 7 exons. The record is from RefSeq and is a predicted model, not a curated record.